AGGCGGAGCUCGUCGCCGGUCUACAUAAGCGGCUCGGGGUGGGGGCCGUGGUUGUGCUCUACUGCUGACCUUCAAUCUCCUCCCGAGUCACUGCCCGUUACCGGCGAGCCAUGGCGUCGCGGAAGUUCUUCGUCGGGGGUAAUUGGAAGAUGAAUGGCGACAAGAAGUGCCUGGGGGAGCUCAUCACUUCGAUCAACGGGGCCAAGGUGCCCGCCAACACCGAAGUGGUAUGUGGAGCCCCUUCCAUCUACCUUGACUUUGUUCGUCAGAAAUUGGAUGCAAAAAUUGGCGUAGCUGCUCAGAACUGCUACAAAGUGGCCAAGGGUGCAUUUACUGGGGAGAUCAGCCCGGCCAUGAUUAAGGACUGUGGGGCCAACUGGGUGAUCCUGGGACACUCUGAAAGAAGACAUAUCUUUGGGGAGUCUGAUGAGCUCAUUGGACAGAAGGUAGCCCAUGCUCUGUCAGAAGGCCUGGGAGUGAUCGCUUGUAUUGGUGAGAAGUUGGAUGAGAGGGAAGCUGGAAUCACUGAGAAGGUGGUUUUUGACCAGACUAAGGCCAUUGCAGAUAACGUGAAGGACUGGAGCAAAGUCGUCCUAGCCUAUGAACCAGUCUGGGCUAUUGGUACUGGCAAGACAGCCACACCCCAGCAGGCCCAGGAGGUACAUGAGAAGCUUCGAUGCUGGCUUAAGACCCAUGUCUCAGAAUCUGUAUCACAGUCUACCAGGAUCAUUUAUGGAGGCUCUGUGACGGGGGCCAACUGUAAGGAUCUGGCAUGCCAGGCUGAUGUAGAUGGCUUCCUGGUGGGUGGAGCUUCCCUUAAGCCUGAAUUCUUGGACAUCAUCCAAGCCAAAAACUGAGCUCUCCGUGCUGUCCUCUCACUCCCUCACUUAUAGAGCUGAGACUAGACUCCACAAGUCUGGUUUACCCCUCCCCCUCUCAUUCGAUUGUGAUGUGGAUUCCCCUCCCCCCACGGUCCCAUUCAAGCUACCCCUUUCUCCAUCGGGUAGAUUGUGUCCACCAGUUCUCAGCUCCUCAGCCCUUCCUCCAAUGGACCAGGCCUUUCUCCAUUUACUGUAAAUUUGAAGGAAGCA
This is a messenger RNA of Dromiciops gliroides (monito del monte), 1091 nucleotides long. RefSeq names its product triosephosphate isomerase 1 (gene TPI1). The transcript has 7 exons. Gene Ontology annotation, cellular component: cytosol. Gene Ontology annotation, biological process: glyceraldehyde-3-phosphate biosynthetic process; glycolytic process; gluconeogenesis. The record is from RefSeq and is a predicted model, not a curated record. NCBI's taxonomy places the organism in Eukaryota, Metazoa, Chordata, Mammalia, Microbiotheria, Microbiotheriidae. Gene Ontology annotation, molecular function: triose-phosphate isomerase activity. The coding region runs from base 111 to 857 and encodes 248 amino acids.